GAAUAAUAUAAAAAUACCCCAAACAAUAAUUCCGAAAAUUACUGAACAAAAUUAUAUUAGGUCCAGUAUCUAAAUAUGGCCACCUAAUUAAAUUUUAAUGGGAUAAAUUUUUGUCUCCAAAAUUUAUUGACUAAUCUACAAAAACAAUAACGGUAAAAACUACUAAACUAGUAACUUCGUAAGCCGGCUCCGAUACCACUGUUGGGAAACGAGGCUUGGAUAAUGCAGCGGAAAACAAUAAUUUAUAGUCCAAAACUCGAUUCCACCCAAGAACAACUUACGUAAAUUACUAGCUAUACUAUGGGCCACAAUAAGAAGAACAAGAACAAGAAGGGAGCUAGAAAAAACAGCCACAACAUUACAAACUUCGUCUUUGAUGGAACCCUGGUUAGUGUGGCGAAGCAACGGGGGAUUGCAAGGCCUAACAGUGGGCAGCAACUUCACUGCGCUUUGAGUGACAAUGGCCAGCCCUCCUCCUCGGCUGAUAUUAGUGUCACACUCAACUCUUUUGACACAAUAUCGGAUGAGGACAACGCUUUGUCACCAACGCUAAUUGGGGAAAAACAGGAUUGUGCAACGAGCAAAGGACCUGAAAGUAAAACCAACAGCCCCCUACGUACUUCUUCAUCCACUUUGGCUAACCGGGAUCCUGACGAGGGUAUUCCUUUGGAAAAAGUAGAGGUUGGGGAGAAGGUAACAAUUCCGGCAGAGGGAUAUCCAUCUCUUGAGGAAGACUGGGGGUAUUGCUUAGUGGGCUGCUUCACAGGCCGGUUCCCGGGCAUCAAAGCCAUAGAGGAUCUCACAUCCUCAUGGGGCGUGCAAUGUAAACUCCUCCCUCAUGAACAUGGCUGGGUCCUUUUCCAGUUCCCAAGUGAUGAGGACCGAAGGAUUGUCCUCCAAAAUGGGCCGUAUACGCUCUUUGGUAAGACUCUAUUACUUCGUAUUCCUCCGGAGGAUUUUCGCUUCAACUUUGAUGCGUUCAUGACGGUUGAUGUGUGGGUUAAGUUCGUUAACGUGUCCUUGCGAUGUUGGAACAAAAUUUCACUCCAAUGCUUGGGGUCAAGGGUGGGAACCCCCAAGCGUACGGACCUUGGUACAAAGAGACGGGGGAGGAUAAGUUUCUGCAGGAUGUUGAUCCAAGUUGACAUGUCUAAAGAGCUACCCACCGCAUUUGAGGUUUGCCUACCGGAUGGGGGUAAUUACAUUCAGAAAGUUGUGUACGAGGGCCUCCCAAAAUAUUGCUACCAUUGCAAGAAAUUUGGACAUAACCUUUUGAAUUGUAGGGUUCUCCGUGCCCUACGCCUCAGAAAAAAUGGAGAAUUUGAUGGCAAAUCUUUGAGACACAAGGGGAAGAUACCGAAGAAGGUCUUUGAGGGGGACAAAGCAUCUACUUCUAAUGGUCACUUUUUCUCUGUCUAAAAUAUUUUAGUAAGUCAGUUUCAAAAUAAGUGUGUCAAAAUUUCUUUAAAACAUUUUUUUAAAGUUACACAAUUUUCUUUGGUGAGAAAAACAUACUUUAAAUAUUUUUCAUAUACAUCGUUUGACACACAAAAUAAUUUUUUGACUCACUU
Cuscuta campestris is the source of this 1571-nucleotide messenger RNA. Lineage: Eukaryota; Viridiplantae; Streptophyta; Magnoliopsida; Solanales; Convolvulaceae. The record is from the annotation of a GenBank genome assembly.